AUGUCUUCUCGACCCGCCCUCUGUCUCCUGCAUCGCGCCCUGACUGUUCCUCUGGGCGAGGAGCCGCCGUGGGGAGGCAGGCUUCUCCAUUCUGACCCGCCUUUCCUUCCUCUCGAGCUCUUGUCUCCUGGACAGCCUGCCGCGUUGCCGCUCCGAGACCUCAUCCGCUCUUUCGCCUCGCACGCGCUUGCAGCGAUGGCGGGGCCCAGUCGUCUUCCCCCUUGGGCCUUCACUUUUUUGUGUGAAUCCUUUUUGGAAACGGUUUCGUCUUCUUCCGCCGAUGCAUGCGAUCUCGCCUUCGACAUUUCUUCCCCUCCGCCUCGCUCUGGGCCCUAUCGGCACGUAUACGCCCUCAAGCCGCGCGACCAGCGGUGCCGGCCAGACCCCGACAAAACCGGAAGGCUCAAGCGAGGGUGGAAACCCUCCCCAGGGUCGUGUUUCGUCUCCUACCGCCACCUUUUUCUCCUAUUUUGCAUUCUCGUCUGGUUGGGCUCUCGCCCCGUCACCGUAGAAGGCCGGAGCGAGAGGCGCACAGGCAGAAGUCCUCAGACGCCGCAACCGCACGGCUCACGGGUUCCGCACGCGCCUCACUCCGUACCGCGUCCUCCCUCUCCUCUAAAGAGGACGGCAAGCGACACCGCCCAGAGGCGCUACGAAUCGCUGAAGCAACCGUUCGCGUUUGGUGGCUUUCAUAAACCCGAGCAGGCUUUGAGACGUAAUUUGCGGGAACCUCUCGGAAACGAAGAUUCCCAGUCGUAUUCAGCCUUUUUGGAGACCGGGUCGCGUCCGCGCCGUGGCGGGUUCUCACCCUCUUUUCACUUUCCAACGGCCGUGUCCUUUGUUGCUCAUUCGUCUUUCUCGCCCUCGUCCUCUCCUUCUUCCUUUCCUUCCUCUGCUUUCUCUCCCGUUCCUUUCACGCGUCUCUUGCCUCACUCUGGCUCUUCCCUCUCUCCGUGCUGGUUCGGCACCUGCUCGCAGUUCCCUUGUGGGACGGGGCCCUCGCCAAAGUCGUGCUUCCGUUCUGCUUCAAAUGCUUCAUGCGGAAGACCUCUGCUGUCCUUGUCACUUCGGAGGAAGGAGUCUUCUAUCGGCGAGCAGGCGUUCUCUCUCGCUUCCACUCGAAAGCAAGGGACGCGAGACUCUCGGCUGCAGGCAGGCUUCGCUUUUCACGUCAACCCCCCCGCACGCGAACGGGGCAACGUGUUUCCCUCCUGCGUAUCAUCCUCUCUCCGUUCGGCUGCUUCUCCUCUCCCGUUGUUGACUCGUUUUUCGCGUUUGUCUUUCUUGUGCGCAUUUUCGCCCUCGCCUCCGUCCGUCUCCCUCACCGCAUCCUCGCUUUCGUCUUGUCUACAUUCUUCGCCGUUCGCCUCCUCGUUCCCCUCUGCUUCGUCUCCACCUUCGCUGUCUCUGUCUGAGGCUCACACUGCGGCCGCGGAGAGUGCGGAGCGCGCAGCGAUCCAGAAGGCGGCUCUUGAGCGCGACGCGGCGUUCGCCUCUCCGCCCUCGCUUUUGUCUUCUCCGGAGAAGGUGCGGGAGAUCACAGGCGCCGCGUCCACAGCCACUCCGGUGUGCUUCUCCCCGUCGGGAGAGGCGAAAUUUCCCGCGGCGCGGGCAGCGGAGGCCAGAGACCCCCAGAGCGGACGCGCAAGCGCAGAGGGAGAGGCACAGGCUGCUGGGUUCGGCCGCGCUUCUUCGCGUCAGGUCCAGGAGGAAGAGAGCCGAGUUUCGCCGCUGUCUCCGGAGGCCAAAGGCUGGCACGCGGUGCCCGAGUCCGAGUGGCAUGCGUACAGCAGAGACCAGUUUUUUCAUGCGAACCAAACGGCCAACUACGAGCUCUUCCCCGACACCCUGCCGCUCGCCCUGACGAGUCAGAAACUGAAGCAUCUGCAGACGCGGCAGCGAGAAGUCUACCAAACGCGCAAGGCGACCGAGAGGCGCAAGGGCGCCAAGACCUGGAGAGACUACCUCUCCUGGAUUCCCGAAGAGCGGAAGGAAGACGCGGAAGGCUUUCCGCCUUCGCCCGAGACCAGCAUCGAAGAGCUACCCAUCAAGACGCUUGUCGUCGACAACGAAACAAUUCUCUAUCGCCAGGACGCUCUAGAAGAAAAGGCGCUUUACGACGUCCCAGACGACUUCCCUGACGACGACUGGGUCCCGGUGAAGCCCGACCUGCCUAUGGGGCGUUUGGUGGUGGACUACGGGCUCAUUCCGAACGUCACUCUGACGGCGGGAGGGUUCGACUACAUUGAGACCUACCACGACCCGAAACGAAACUACACGUGGUCCUACAAACGCUGGAAUCCGUUCAAACAGGAAGGCGAACUGCCGGGGACCCGCGACGCCCAGCCAGGGUCUGCCUUCGACUUGGAGUCGGAGAAAAGCCGCCGGUACUGGGGCGAAGAAGCCACACCGCCCAAGAAGGAACUGGACGACGGCGUCUUCCGCCAAGUGACACUGGCGGAGCAGAUGACUGCAGGCAUGAAGCGAACACCGGUCGGCAUGGAUCAGUGGCAAUUCACCCCGCUGCAUCCCCUCGGGCACGUUGCGCAGGAACAGAAUUUCUAUCUCUCAGCACUAAACAAAACGCUUUCUCGCGCGCGGGAAGAGGCGCAGAAAGAGGCCGCGGCGCUCGCUUCUCUGGCCGAGACCUACGCCGCAGCUGCAGCAGACAAACAGCCGCACCUCGUGGAAGGGAAAGAAACGUUGCCGUUGUGGGUGGUUCUCCCACAUGCGAAAGCCGCCGCCUCGUCUACCACCUCGUCUACCGCCUCGUCUACCGCCUCGUCUACCGCCUCGUCUACCGCCUCCCUACGCGGACGGCGUCACACUCCAGUCCCCUCGAAAACGCAGCGUCCCGAGCCGUGCCAGCCGGGCCCGGCUUCAGAGGUGCAAACGCUUGCCGCUCCGCAGUCUCCUUCCCGGUCUUCGCCAUCGUCUUCCUCGUCUCCACCGUCUUCUGAGCGGACUCCUAUUGUGCGGCGGAGUGCGUACCAGCCGUUGGGCGAGGCGGACGUCGCCGCGGGCGAGCGCGCAGAUGGCAUGACGUAUCGCCAGCUGGGCAAGAGUCAGCUUUUUGUCUCCCAAGUCGGUUUGGGGACCAUGACUGUGGGCAGCCCGCAGCUCGGAAGAGAGCGAACGUUCCAGCUCUUCGACUACGCCGUGGACGCCUGGGGCGUGAACUUCAUCGACACCGCGGAGCUAUAUCCUCUCCCGGCGACGCCCUUGACCUUCGGCCGCAGCGAAGAAAUCGUCGGCGAGUGGCUAACCAAACGCGGAAAGCAACAGAGAGAGAAGCUGGUCAUCGCGACCAAAGUUGCGGGCCGCUCGAAGAGCCUCGCGUGGCUGCGAACGGAAGACGCCGGCAGAAGCACAGGCCUCCCGAAGCAGAAACAGUUCCCACGGCUCGGCCACGGAGAACAGACUGGGACGUGUCUGUCGAAGAACCAGAUUCUCGCAGCAGCCGAAGGCAGCCUGCGGCGGCUAAGAACGGACUACAUUGACCUUUUCCAGCUUCACUGGCCUGACCGCUAUGUGCCUCUACACGGCAGCGGAGAUUUCGGCGACGUCCUUUUCGACCCGGCGCGCGCCCGCGAGCAAGACAGCCGAGAGGCGGUGAUCCCCAUGGAGGAGCAGCUCGAGGCCAUCGGCCAGCUCCUUCGGGAAGGCAAGAUUCGAGCCUGGGGACUGAGCAACGAGACACCCUAUGGUGUUUGCCGAUUCACCGAGCUGGCCACGCGGGUGUUCGGCCUUCCCCCUCCAGCCUCUGUGCAGGUCCAGUACAAUCUUUUGUGCCGGAACGACGUAGAAAAAGGUUUUGUGGAGGUCGCCAGGCCUCAGAAUGCUGGCACUGCUCUGGUCGCCUACGGAGCUCUCGGAGGCGGAAUUUUAACUGGCAAAUACUUGGAAUGGCUAGAGUACCCCACGACUGGCCGGAUGCUCCGUUUCCCAUCUUAUAUGAGGCGCUACAGGGGCUCGUUGGCUGCGCGAGCUGUUACGGCGUACUUUUAUCUGGCGCUUCGCCUAGACCACCCGAACCUGACUGUGAUGGCUCUCCGUUGGGUCCUAUCGCGGCCGUUCAUCUGCUCGACGAUUUUAGGAUUCACAGAUUUUCUCCAGCUGCGCGAGAAUCUCUUCUGCACCUCUCCGGCCUGCGGUGUUCUGAGCGACUGGGCAGAACGAGAAAUCAAUUUCCUGCACUGGAAGUGGAGAGAUGCACUGAGAAUCAUUCAGUGA
Messenger RNA from Neospora caninum, 4233 nucleotides. RefSeq lists its product as hypothetical. Gene Ontology annotation, molecular function: oxidoreductase activity. Lineage: Eukaryota; Apicomplexa; Conoidasida; Eucoccidiorida; Sarcocystidae. The transcript is spliced from 13 exons. Bases 1 to 4233 code for a protein of 1410 amino acids. The record is from RefSeq and is a predicted model, not a curated record.